Molecule: messenger RNA, 210 nt
Organism: Nipponia nippon (crested ibis)
Lineage: Eukaryota; Metazoa; Chordata; Aves; Pelecaniformes; Threskiornithidae
Source: RefSeq, a predicted model, not a curated record
AUGCGGAUGACGGUGCCUGGACCGGGGGGACUGCAGCAAGGACAGAGUCUGCAGGAUGGGGUGGCCAAAGCUGUCGACCCCAAAAAGGUGGAGGAGGAGGAGGAGGAGAUCGACAUUGACCUGAGUGCACCUGAGACGGAGAAAGCCGCGCUCGCCAUCCAGGGCAAAUUCCGCCGCUUCCAGAAGCGGAAGAAGGAGUCAGGGCCCUGA